AUGAUCUUGGAAGGAGACGAAGAGAUCCUGUCCUACCUCUACGACAUUCGUGCUACCGUCUGCGAGAACAAGGAGGGCUACAAGCUUGUGUUCAAGUUCUGGCCCAACCCGUACUUCAAGAACAAGGCGAGAGGACGCGCGCAUACGCUGGAACGAGAAGACACGACGGAGACAGUCAAGAUCGGAGAAAAGCCCGUCCGCCUGAGCGUGUCCAAGGCCUCGGCGAUUGAGUGGACGCAGAGGCCCGAGUUCGGUUCCAAGGGGAGGAAGAACAAAAAAGGAAAGGGAGGAAAGGGCAAAUCAAAAGUGCAUGAGGAGCAGGAGGACGUGCAAGAGGGAGAGGAGGAGGCGGCGGGAGAGCAUGUCAAGCUCGACUACAAGAACUCCUUCUUCGCUCUGUUCAACCCACCAAACCUUUCGGAACUCACACCGAUCAAGACGAUGGUCUCUGUCGAAAUCGGUUCUGACGAGGAAGCUGGCCUUCACUUCAUCGCUUGUGUCGAUCCUCCCACCUACACUUGUCCUCUCGGUCUCGGUCUCAGACAGGAGGUAGAAGAUCGGGUGCAGAAGGUGCUGGCGGUGCAGCAGCAACUGGACGAGAGGAGGGGAGAGUUUGCGGAGCAUCUGCGAAAGAUCCGAACUGAGUGCUUCACUCAAUUCCAAGACGCCUGCGCGAAGAGAAGAGGCGUUAUCCAGCCUAUGGCUGGAGAAGGGCUUCCGCGCUUCUGGCUGACUGUCCUACGAAACUCACCGGCGCUGUGGGAGGUUGUGACGGACAGGGACGAGCGAGCGCUGGAGCACUUGAGGGACGUGAGCUACAGCUACAACGACAAGCGGCAGGGCAUGUGCGAGCCCCGCGACACUGACUUUCUCAUUUCGCCGGACAAGCGAGGCUUCAGGGUUGAGUUUCUGUUCGACAAGAAUCAUUACUUCAGCGACGAAAAGCUCUGGGUCGAGCUCUCUUGGAGGAAUGACCGUCUGCAGGCCAAGUCAAGUGGAAUCUCAUGGUUGCCAGAAAAAUGUCUCACAGCCAGGAAGAAAGACAUCGCUUCCCCCGGCACCCCUCCCACCAGAUACAGAUCGAGUUUCUUCCUCCUUUUCGAGCCGACCAAAUCCAGCGGAACUCGCAACGGACUCUUCGACGAGCAGGAGAAGUUGGCAGUCGCUAUGAUCUUUAAGAGCGAGAUUGUCCCCAAGGCUGUCGAGAUCUUCAUCAAGGACCCGGAGAACGACGGCAAAGUGGAGGGAGAGGAGGAGGAGAGCUUGGACUCCGACGGUGAAGAGUCUGGCGAAGAGGAGGAAGAGGAAGAGGAGGAAGAGGAGGACGACGAGGACGAAGACGUUCAGACCAAGAUCGAGAGGGUUCAAGCCAAGAGAAAGAAGAAAGCAGGAGCUGAAGGGAUGUUGGCUCGCAUGUUUGGCAAUAGGGACCCGUGCGUCAUGUUCGUUUUCUUCAUCAUGGGGCUCAAUUUGCUCAUCGUGCCGCUGUCCAUGUUCAUGGAGCAUUGAGCUUAAAAGAACAGCUCGAACUGAUCCUCGUCCCAUCGCAUUCUGGUCAUGAGUGAGGAGACAGAGGAGGGGGAAAGAGCGAAGAAAAGGAGGGUCGGAAUCGAAUCACCUGUUGCUUGAGCCUUUUCUCGUUGCGUUGGUAGUUUUCGCAAUGGUCUAGAUCACAGGAG
Molecule: messenger RNA, 1679 nt
Organism: Guillardia theta CCMP2712
Lineage: Eukaryota; Cryptophyceae; Pyrenomonadales; Geminigeraceae
Exons: 21
Coding region: 1-1509 (502 amino acids)
Biological process (GO): nucleosome assembly
Cellular component (GO): nucleus
Source: RefSeq, a predicted model, not a curated record